AUGUCCUAUUUUAAAAUAGCCCUAGUGCUUACCAAAGCAUAUUUAACAACAUCCAUUGAUACGAAUAUUACCACCGUCUUGUCCACGGAAAAACAUGAGCAAUGGCUGGUGGCGCAAUUGAUAGUCACUAUUAGCGAACUUUCACCUUCCAAGACCCUAAUCUCCUUCGUUGAGGGAGAAAACACAGAAUCAGUCACUGUAGACUGGUCUAAAUUUGAUAUAUCUCCACAAGACAAACCCAAUUCUGAGCUCCAGGCCUCGUUUGAUGCUUAUAUGGACAUCAAAUUGAAUCGAAGUGGCAAAUUGCCUACUCAGCGUGACAAGGAUGACAAAGACACCACGAAUGAACCAAAAAUCCCAACAUUGCCUUCUGCAACCUCACAAGGAGUGGAAGUACUGGCAAAAUCACAAAGAAGACCAGCAGACAUGCCUGAUUUUGACGAUGAAUACGAAAUUAAAGACCGUGCCACCUUAGGUGGAGGAAGUUUAGGAGGAUCAUCAGGUGGACCACCAGGAGUAACUCCAAUUGGUGACCGAGACUUGAAUCCUCCAGGAUUACCUAGGGAUCCGUUGAUGAAGCCAUAUUGGGAUCCAUUAGCGCACAAUCCAGAGGGAGGAAUGUAUCCUAGUAGUGAUCAUCCAAUUUUUGGUCAAAGAGAGGGAAAUACAUCACGUAGGGGCGUGCCCCCAGGUGCAAGAUUCGAUGAUCCUUAUGGUGAAGAUAACUUGGAAGAUAUGGGAAUGGGGCUACCCGGAAAUUUACGUCAUGGAGGAGGCAGAGGAGGCAGACGUGGAGGACCAGGGUUUGGAGACUUCGGAGACAACCCUGGAUUUGGGCCAGGCGGAACUGGUGGACCAGGAUUCGGUGGAUCAGGAUUCGGUGGAUCAGGAUUCGGUGGAUCAGGAUUCGGUGGAUCAGGAUUUGGGGGAUCGGGGUUCGGCUUUUGA
Messenger RNA from Sungouiella intermedia, 948 nucleotides. Lineage: Eukaryota; Fungi; Ascomycota; Pichiomycetes; Serinales; Metschnikowiaceae. The record is from the annotation of a GenBank genome assembly.